Molecule: messenger RNA, 2860 nt
Organism: Amphibalanus amphitrite
Lineage: Eukaryota; Metazoa; Arthropoda; Thecostraca; Balanomorpha; Balanidae
Product: zinc finger CCHC domain-containing protein 24-like
Exons: 5
Coding region: 458-1120 (220 amino acids)
Molecular function (GO): zinc ion binding; nucleic acid binding
Source: RefSeq, a predicted model, not a curated record
AAGUAUCGGGCUGCGAGACUCUGCUGUGACACUGCUAGAACUUGCUCAGCUGAUCAGCAGGUCAACAGGGGGCCUGAGGUCGUCACUGACCUGAAAUAAAAGUGUGGUAUUACAGUGACCUUGAGAUCGAAAGCGAGUGUGGAGCGGGUGUGUUGCAAUGUGGUGUGUAGAGAUUGUGGGAUGGACUUUAGCGAGCCCGUUGUAGGGCUCGCUUAGGAAGGAGGCAUCAGCUGACUGCGUUCCUGACCUGACCUGACCUGACCUGACUUGAUAUCCGUGAUCCUCGUCGUGUAGUGGAGACAAGUCUCGUCUCUGCAGAUCCACGCUUGUCUCCAAACUUCCCUAUCACCGUUUGAGGUCAGCCUUGAUCAGUCUCCAACAUGACGACAGUGAUUCUUCAAUCAUCGCCACGCCUCCAGUGACGUCACGGGGCGUACGCCAGUGACGUGUCACAGCUAUGGAGUUUCAACCGGGACAGCCGGGUCCGUUCUGGGCCUACGUGCCACUUCAGGAGUCGGUAUUACAGCAGGGCGCCAUCGAUCAGCAGGGUAAACAACUACUCUCUCCAUGGUGGCCGCCUCAGUCUACUCCGCUGGGGUUCAGUGUACUCCAUCCGGUCCCUCUGGGUCUCUGUGGUUCAACAGGAGCAGUCAAUUACCGGCAACAACAUGCACCCGACGACUCCCUGGCGAGCGGCAGCGUCUCCAACAGUAUCAGCGAGUUGGCAGAACAGUUUGGUGACCUGAGUCUAGGACUUGGAAGGAAGCAGAAGCUUCCCCCGGAGACCUACCUAUGUCACCUGUGCUUCCAGAAGGGUCACUACAUCAAAGACUGUCCCGAGGCUCGCCCAAGAGGAGAGGGCAUGACGCCGUACCAGGGGAAGAAGCGCUGUUUUGGAGAGUACAAGUGCAGCAAAUGUAAGAGGAAAUGGAUGUCGGGUAACAGCUGGGCGAAUAUGGCGCAGAUGUGCAAAAAGUGCCGCCUCUUCGUCUAUCCACACAAACAGCGCCCUCUAGAGAAGCCGGACGGUCUGGAUGUGUCGGAUCAGUCCAAAGUGCAUCCGCAGGAACUGUGUGAAAAAUGCAAGACCCUGGGCUACUACUGCAGGAGACUACAGUGAUUGAACCGCGGCUGGCAAGAGGAUUUUAUCAUGGAUUUUUUAUCGAAAUGAAUAUCAGAAAAAAAGCUCGGCGGAACGGGGUACUAUUUUUUUUAACGGCAGCUGGCAGCUGUAACGGAUGUGCACUUAUGCUUCAUGAACAAACAAACAAAAAUGAUUACCUAUAUGUGCUCAAUGUUAGUCGUAACAUAAGCAAAUUCAACAGAACAACGAAUGUUUGACAACAUUGAGUAUUGAAUACUGCGCGAUAUACCUACUGAUAAAAUAGGUAGGUACUGCGGGCUGUUUAGUGUCACAUUCGAAAUUAUGAUUUUUCCCCGCCGAAAACAAAAACUGUAACGGCUGUCAAGCACGCGUGUGAUUAACUAUGCCGUUAUUGGGGCUCCAUCUUAGUGCAUACUCUCUGCUACCAACGUUGAAUGACAGCUGGCGUGCUGCCAUAUGGCACCAUAUGGCCGCUGGAAAGCUGCCAUAUGACAUCAUUUGAGUGUUGUCGCCUUGGCGCAUUGCGUCAAAACGGUGCUAAUUUGGUUCUCUUAUUGAGAACGGUUACAUUGCUGCUCGCUGCUGACAUAUGGAGCAGGCUACUGUGCUAACUUGUUCACUAUCGUAGAGUAAAUUAUAUAAGGGGUUAUCGGUGUGUGGUGUGACUUUGAUGUUAUCGUGUCUCCUGUCUUGUUUCUCUAUCUCUAUGUAUCUUUUCAUCUGUCUAUGUAUCUCUCGCUCUCUCUUUGUCCAUUUAUCUAUAUCUAUAUCUCUGUGUUCCUCAUACCGCUAUGUUGUAGUAAGUUACAAGGCAUCCUCUGUAGCCUAUUCAGUCUUAUAAAAGUGAUUGAGCAAAAGCGGAUCCAGAAAGACUGUCUCAGACGCUGCGGGGACGCCCCCCCCCCCAAGGCUUUUGGAUGUCAAAUCCUUACGCUUUAAUAUGCGGUUCAGAACAAUGUUUUCUUUAUAAAAGGUUAGUUUUCUUCCUAUUCUAGAACAAACGACAAAGCGUCAUCGAUUUUGAGUACUGCGAGGGUGUCAUUUGCCCAAAGUCCACUCCCUCCUGGAUCCAACUGUUACUUGCCACUUGCACCAUUAUGUUGGCUAGUGAUCGCCCCAUGAAAAGCCAAAAUCAGCAACGCCAAACUCUAUUUUACACAUUGUUGUCGAGCCUGAUAAAAAUGAUGCCCCAUGAUGUACUUGUUGCAAUAUUUUGACAUUGUAUCACAUAUGUCAAAGUAUGUCAUAAUGCUGUCGUAAUGACGGUAGCAUCGCUCUAUCAACGAAACAUAAGUCAUUCAACAAUAUUUCCAAACAAACGAUAACGAAACUUGAUUUGUAUAUAGCUAUGUGAGGAAACGUGUUUGUAUUUGUAAAUAUCCGGUCCCCAAUAAAUACCGUUGUUACUUACUAACUACUAACUUACGCUAGUAACAUAAGAAAUUAUGUUAGCAAAUUACUCACAUACGACGUUGACGCAGCGGCUUGUUGUUUGUUUUGGCUGUUGUCGCGUCACCUGUUAGUUUGUUGUUUUAGCUAGCUGGGUUUAUAACCAAUGUUCGCGAAGUUGUUGUGCAAAGGCGUUACUGGUCGCAGCUACGGUACACAGCUAGUUUUGGUGCCACUGGCAGCCAUUCUACAAUUUACCUGUUGUUGUUGAAGCAGUUUGUCUUCUUGUUGAGGAUUAUCAAACUCAUCGUAACUAGAAGGACAAUAACACCCAUGACUAAGCAAUAAAUGCGAAACGUUGGGUAA